Molecule: messenger RNA, 2682 nt
Organism: Symbiodinium sp. CCMP2592
Lineage: Eukaryota; Dinophyceae; Suessiales; Symbiodiniaceae
Source: the annotation of a GenBank genome assembly
AUGUCCUCUGUCAUAUUGGACAGUGAAGCGUCGUUCCGGGAAAGAUGCAGUAAAAUAGGCCUCAGCAACGAUCUUCUAGGUAAGUUGAUUGAAGCCGGUUACAACACAUUCGAAAAGCUGGCUUUCGCCGCAUCGUCUACACCGCAAGGUCUGACAGAUGAAGCUGUCGACUCAUGGCUAGCCACUGUAGUCACCCCGGCUCCUGGUUCCUUUCAGGUUUCAGUGAUCCGUAGGUUGCUGUUUGAAUCGCAAUCACUCAAUGUGGCGGACCUCAAGUCUAGGGUCGAAGGGACUCCAGAAGGUUCCGUGCGCCGCCUGCCCCAGGCCGAACGAAAGGAGCGGAUUGAGGCGCAGCAUCGUAGGCUGUCGGGUCUCAUCCUAACUUCUCAUACAACCCCUGCCCAUAGCUGCAUCGACCUUGUGACCGACAUGUACGAGAAUAACACACUCAAGUACAUUCCGAUUAACAGAUGGAUAUCCCGCUUCCAAGAGAUGUCUCUCCAGAAGAAGGAUUCUGCCGUUCAGAUGGACAACGAGGGCAACCUAAAGGUGAUCCAGAAAAAGCCGCAGCCGACGUGCGACACCACAGGCAUGUACCCUCUCCGGCAGGCCUUUCAGAGACGGUCGCUAGCCUUUGAUCUGGGUCACUUGUGUAGCUUUGAAGCUAUGGAAACUUGGAUCAACAAGCUCUUCGAAGCAGUUCAACGCACCGUGCCAAAGGGAUAUGUGGCGGUUAGCUUGGGACAAGUUGUUACGGCAGAUCGCGAGCUUUUUGUUCGGUUGGCCGACAUGCUUGAGGGACAAUUGCAGAAACCCAUAGGUGUUGAAAAACCCAUGGAUGCUGCCUUGCGCGAUCUAUCGGGAAGCCAGGAGAUAAAUCAGUUUCUUCAGCCGCUUGUAGCUCCUCCUCCUGCCCCUCAUCCAACGAAGCGCCCUUUCAAGGAGCUUACCACGCCAACCAAAGGUGACGGGAAGGGGAAGACGCCCAACAAGGGCGGUGAAAAGGGCGGAGGCAAGGCAUCCCGUGUGACCAUUCCGGAUGGCUGUGAACAGCCGCCUGUGAAAUCAGACUCGUGGGUUUACGAGCUUUUCGCUGGCAGUGCACGUUUCAGCAAGGCAAUCUUUUGGGAUCUCAUUAAGGAGUGCCCUCCUUUUCACGUGCAUGCAUCGCCCCCUGCGGGCCUGCCGUCACUGAGUGCCGCGUCUCAGCAGAGCCUUGCAGUGCGCAAGGACAAUGUGCUGUACCGUUUCGUUUACAAGCUUCUGCUGCAUUGUUCCGCUUCAGGCAUCAAUGUCAGUGUUGAGAAUCCUCGGAAUUCGCUUUUCUGGAAGGUUCUUCAAUGCUUUGCUGAGGCCGAGGGUUUGCUUUGGCCGCCGGCCGCCUUGGAGUACGUUGAUUUCGACCAGUGUUGUCAUGGUUCCGAUCGACCCAAGUCCACUCGCUUCUUGUGCACUCGAGGCUUGUUCCACUCGCUUCGAGCUACUUGUCCAGGCAAUCACGUGCAUCGCCCGUGGGGCCUGGGCCUUGUGUUCCAUGAGCGUUCUAUGCAGUUGUCGUCUUCUAUGGUGUCGGCAUACCCCGUUCUGCUCUGCAAACGCAUGGCCUCCUGUCUGGAGAGCGCGGCUUCGUUCCUGGGUCUAUCUUUGCAGGCAUCUCCUGACUUGGCAGCCAGCUCUGUUGCAGUUCUUGGUCGGCAGCACCGCCGAUUCCCUCCCUUGAUUCCUGAGUUUCGCAAGGUCUCUUGGGAACCGCCCUCUUUCCAACCUGACGACUCCUGUCGCAUCCUUCUCUCUCAGAUUGCUGGGGAGGAUGGCGGGAGAGAGAAUGCAGCCGAGGACAGCAAUGCAGCCGACAAUGCCGACGAGGCUCGAUUGCAUUCUUCUUUCGACCCUUGGUUCGAAAAGGUUGUUGCGGGAAAGCGUCUUCUUUUGUGGAAGCACCUUCUUGAACAGAACGGUUUCGAUGACAUGCAAGUCUGCGAUUUCAUGAUGUCAGGCGUCCCGAUUGUCGGGCAGUCAGCCUGCCCUCCGCUUUUCAGCAAAAAGAUUGUGCCGGCGACCAUGUCGGAACAGGACCUCAAAAGCACUGCAUCAUUCCGCCGAAGGGUCUUGACUGGAUCCAGUGGCAUGCAAGCAGCCGACCUUCAGGAUUUGCUGUCAAAGGCUACGAUGGACGAAGUCGAUCUGGGUUUUCUGGAAGGCCCUUACACCGAAAGUCAAGUGUCUGGCUUAUUCCAUUCGGAAGAUUGGAACUGCAUACGAAGAUUCCUGAUCCUUCAAGGAGCCGAGAACAAACCUAGACCCAUUGAUGACGGGCACGAGGCUUUGAUCAACAAUUGCUUCACGGCCACCAUAAAGUUGGAGCUCCAGAGUUCCGACUUUGUUGCAGCUCUAGCAACAAGGAUCGCCAUUGAAGAGGCCCAGAGAUCUCGCGCUACAGGCGAGCCCCCUCGAUCGUGGCUGGGCAAGUGCCUUGAUUUAUCUAAGGCGUACAAGCAGAUGCCUAUGAAGAAAGAGCAUCGCUCUCUGGCUGUGAUCUACCACAAGGGCCCGGCUGGCGAGGAUCAAUUCUUCAUUGCAAACUCGCUGCUCUUCGGACUCACUGCUUCGGUGUACGGGUUCGUGCGCACGAGCAGAAGCCUUCACAAACUGCUGCUGAAGAUAUUCAAGCUUCCUAGCUGA